AUGUGUCACUGGAGUGACAUGGAUUGGUUACCAGAGGUGCUUGCGAUGGACACUGCGACUGGGCAAAAUGUCAUGCCUCUGCGCUGUUGGAGUAUGCCGGAUUCAUCAGUGAUUCUGACGAGAACCCAAGAAUUCGCAGGCUUCCUUCGCGAGGAGAAGCAGUUUGCCAAACCGCUGGUAAGGUAUGCAGCACUUCGCCAGAACUGCGACCAUUUACGGCCAAUUCAACUUGGCAUUUCUGUCGCAGAUGCUGACGGCAGACUGCGCGGGACUUGGUGCUUCAACCUUCUCUUCAAUGUUUGGACAGACCUCUACUCGGAGGCCUCGAUGAAUUUCUUGGCCGCCGCGGGCUUGGACUUCACCCGGCACGCUGAGGAGGGCAUCGAGCCGGUGCGGAUGCCCCGGGGUCAUGGUGAGGACGGAGCCAUUUAA
Cladocopium goreaui is the source of this 432-nucleotide messenger RNA. Lineage: Eukaryota; Dinophyceae; Suessiales; Symbiodiniaceae. The record is from the annotation of a GenBank genome assembly.